AUGGCUGUCGAGAAACCAGUCCUGUCUUCCUUGGGUAUCCCCAACGGAAACAAGAGCAAAGACGCCAUGCCCGACAGCAGCAAGGUCGUCAGUCCGACAGACAGCGAGAACGCCGAGAAGAACAUGGCUGCACUCGAGGCGACCAUGAACGGCAAACUCCAGAUUCACACAGAUCCAGCAUUGGAAAAGAGUCAACCACAGGAUUUCAGCUCGGAUCCGCUCUCUGCGACUGCUCUUACCUCCCCCCUUCACAGCAUCAACUGGGAUGCUGUCCGCAAUGGCGGCAUCAAUGGGAUUGCUAACGGCGAUUCUUCCAUAACCUCGUCCAGCUCCUCAUGGGAGUCGUUCAAGCGAACCGGACCACGAUACCCUCCUUCUCUCGAGAAGCUGAUUUUCGACUACCACCACAAGCAUGGCAAAUCCUGGCAGCUAGCUCACGACGCUGGUUCCGGGUCUGGCGUGUACUCGCCGGUGCUUGCUCGCUACUUCCGCCAUGUCCACGUCUCCGACCCAAGCGAUGUUGGUCUCGCAACCUCUCGGCAAGCACUCAGUAAAUGGGUGAGUGAGAACAAAAAGAGCAGGGGACGGUUCACCUUCUCGAACAGCAAGGUUGAGCAAGGCCAUGAGUCGGUCGCGGACAAGACAGUCGACAUGGUGGUUAUGAUGGAGGGCGCCCACUUCACCAACCCUGAGGUGAUGGUAAGGAGUGCAGCACAGACGCUCACCUCCAAUGGCACACUUGCCCUCGUCAGCUACAGUCCUAUUUGCCGCGUGGUCGGCAACCCGGGAGCCAACGAGGCCGUUCAGCGCCUGCACGCAGCUUGGGGCUCACAGCCGUGGGACGUGGUCUGCGGCGACGCCCGCGGCAAGAAGAACUUCAGCCAGGGCUUGGACUUCGUCCCCCUCCCCGACGACAUCUUCGACCAGUCUAAAACCCGCCGCCUCACCAUCAACACCGCCGGCAAAGGCAGCGAAGCCUUCAACGGCCUCGUUCCCGGCGUCACAGCCGACGCAAGCGACAACAAAGUCCGCGUCAAUGGGGAGCGCAGACACGACUUCAGCUCCGAGAACGACGCCGACCAGGCUAAGGGCUGGCGACAGGAGGUUGGACCAGAGUUCUUCCGUAGUUUGACGGCUGCGAUGUUUGGUCCGGGCCAGGUGUCGAAGUUUGAGAAGCACUUUCAGGAGAUCCAGGAGAUCGUGCAUAAAACGGGACAGGAUGGGUUUAUCGUUACAGUGGAGUGGACGGUGGCUGUUGUGUUGGCGACAAGGAAGUAG
This is a messenger RNA of Saxophila tyrrhenica, 1278 nucleotides long. RefSeq lists its product as uncharacterized. The transcript has a single exon. Lineage: Eukaryota; Fungi; Ascomycota; Dothideomycetes; Mycosphaerellales; Extremaceae. Bases 1 to 1278 code for a protein of 425 amino acids. The record is from RefSeq and is a predicted model, not a curated record. Gene Ontology annotation, molecular function: S-adenosylmethionine-dependent methyltransferase activity.